Molecule: messenger RNA, 1935 nt
Organism: Geosmithia morbida
Lineage: Eukaryota; Fungi; Ascomycota; Sordariomycetes; Hypocreales; Bionectriaceae
Product: Surfeit locus protein 6
Exons: 2
Coding region: 1-1935 (644 amino acids)
Biological process (GO): ribosomal large subunit biogenesis; ribosomal small subunit biogenesis
Cellular component (GO): nucleolus
Molecular function (GO): RNA binding; DNA binding
Source: RefSeq, a predicted model, not a curated record
AUGAGAGAUUCAGAAUCCCGAUGGAAAGAAUCUGACGAGGAGACGUCAUUACAGGACCGAUUGCAGGCUCAGGCCUCUGGUUUCGAUGGCCUGCUCAGUCUCAUCCCCGCCAAGAUGUACUAUGGCGAAGACAAUGCUCCUGGCGGCCUGGCAGCCUGGCAGCAUCUCCACCCAAAGAACGCACGCCUAACACAGAGACAACAGCAAGAUCAGUGGAAGAGAAAGAAGCAGAGCAAAGCAGAGGCCAAGGCCGCCCGCCGCGCAAAGCUAGACCCAGACAGCCAGCUGAACCGCAACGCCAAGGAGGUCAUGGACCAGCGUGCCCAGAAUAAGCGAAAACUCGAACAGGUUGACCAGGACGGCUCCGACGACGACGACGACGACGACGAAGCCGAUGACGCUUCCGGGGGUGCCAGCGACAACAAUGACCCUGAACAGAUGGACGACUCGGCCAUCAACGUCGAGAAGCCGCGCGAGGGUCUGAAGAAGAAGAAGGACAAGGGCGAGCAUCAUCAGCAGCACAAGAAGCAGAAACGCGAUGCCGACGUCGACGACGACACAGAGAAGAAUGACGAAGGCGACGGAGGGACAAGAGACGAUGGUGAAUGGGAGGAUGAUGUUGAUGACGAAGACGGCGAUGUCGGUGGAGAAAGGAUCAAAUUGUCGAGAAAGCAGGCCAAGAUGGCGGCCAGGGCGGAGAAGCGCAGAGAGAGGAAGGCGGAGAAGAAGGCCAAGAAGGCCGAGGCCGCAACAGAGGUCAAGUCUACGGAGACGACCGAGCCUAAAGAAGCCGCUCCUGCUCACAAGAAGAAGUCCGCCGAGAAGAAGAAGGCGGCCACCGAGAAGGAGGCUGCCACCGAGGGGGAGGCGGCCGAGGAGAACCGGAAUCAGAACAAGGACAAGGGCGAGCCCGAGCCCGAGCCCGAGCUCGUGCACCAAGCCACCGUAGAGGAACAGCAGCAGGAGGAAGAUGGCAGCGCAUCAGCGGAAUCAGGCCCUCAAUCGCCGACAUUCGACACUGGCACGCCCAACAACAACAACAACAACAACGACAACAGCAAUGCAGCCGACGCGUCCAGCGCACCAACCUCUGUCUCAUCCGCCGCAGAUGCGCCCGUCAAGCCGAAGCACAUCAAGAUCCCCAACGACACGUCGGCGCUGCGGGCUCGGCUGGCGGCCAAGAUCGAAGCGCUGCGAGCGGCGCGCAAAGCGGACGGGCCGGACGGCAAGCCGAUCCGCACGCGGCAGGAGCUGAUCGAGUCGCGACGGCACAAGGAGCUCCAGCGCAAGGCGCGCAAGGAGGAGCUCCGCGCGGCGGCCAAGCUGGAGGAGCAGCGCCUGCGCGAGGAGGCCCUGGCGACCAACUCGCCGAGCGUCAUGUCGCCGGCCGUGGAGCUCGGGGAGGACGACGGGACCGGGUCGGGCAACCUGGCCUUUGGCCGGGUCUCGUUCGGAGACGGCAGCCAGCUCUCGCACGACCUCAGCUACACGCUCCGCGACGGCGGCGGCAACGGCAGAAAGAGACCGGGACCGUCCGACCCCAAGACGGCCCUCCUCAAGGUCCAGGCCCAGAAGAAGCGGCUGCAGAACCUGGACGAGGACAAGCGCAAGGAGGUUGCCGAGAAGGAGGCCUGGCUCGCGGCCCGCCGUCGCGCGGAGGGCGUAAAGGUGCACGACAACGAGGCCCUGCUCAAGAAGUCGGUCAAGCGGAAGGAGGCCCUCAAGCGGAAGAGCGAGAAGGCCUGGAAGGACCGGCAGAAGGGCGUAGCCCACGCCCAGCACGAGAAGCAGAAGAAGAGGGAGGACAAUAUCCGUAAGAGGAGGGAUGACAAGCUCGCCGCCAAGAAGGGUAAAGGUAAAGGGAAGAAGAGCAAGAGUGGUGGGACCAAGAAGAAGGGUAGACCUGGAUUCGAGGGUAUCGGAGGAGGAAAGUGA